AUGGCAUCUGCGCCUUGGGAUAGAGUCCCGCCCAAAGACACCAUAUUCGUGCUGGUGACAGGCGGUAAUAGUGGAAUUGGAUUUGGCAUUGGCGAGCGCCUCAUCGACGAGUACCUCACCACUCGGUCCCUCUCCUCGCAUCUUGUCGUGAUCCCAACCACCCGCAGCGCCAGAAAGUCGCAAGAGACAAUCGACGGCCUUCGUAGACACACAAAGCAGUUCGCCGUCACCUCGGACGCCCUCCGGAAGCGCGCGGGCCCGAGCUACGACCCGAAACAAACCACUCGCCGAGUUCACAUUCUCAGCGUCCAGCUCGACUUGUGCAGCUUGCCCUCGGUUCGCCGCGCCGCAAAGCAGCUCGUCUCGGGGACUCUCAGUAGCCCGAGUGAUGACGACGAUUUUGUGUCGCUCAUUGACGUCAAGAUCCCGCGCCUGGAUUCGGUCAUCUUCAAUGCUGGUAUAGGGGGGUGGUACGGGCUGGACUGGCCCAAGGUCUUCCACAACAUCUUCACAAAGGGCCUAAUCAGCGCCACGACAUGGCCCACCUUCAAGGGCGCCUUGGGAGGCCGUCUUAUAAACCCCAUCACGGGCACAAAGGGGCAGGGCAUACCGCAGAUAGGCGAGGUGUUUUGCGCCAACGUGUUUGGUCACUACCUCUUCGCGCAGCAGCUGGUCCCGCUCAUGGCCCGCCCGGCCAACAGCACCCUCGCUCCAAGCCGUAUUAUCUGGGAAUCGAGCGUGGAGCCGGACUGGGAGUGCUUUUCACUGGACGACUUCGAGGCCAUCAAGACCACGGCGGCCUACGAGUCGACCAAGCGCCUGACCGACAUUCUGGCGCUGACCUCCACCCUCCCGGCCUCCCGGCCGUACGUCGACAAGUAUCUCAACAUCAACACGCAACCACAAACAACACCUACCAGCAGCAUAACCCCACCCAAAAUCUAUCUCGUGCACCCUGGCGUCGUGCAAACAACCCUCUUCCCGCUCAACGCCUUCAUGUUUUUCUGGUACAACGUAGUCCUCUAUAUCGUCCGCUGGCUGGGCUCACCCUGGCACCCCAUCACAGCGUACAACGGGGCGUGCGCGCCCGUGUGGCUGGCGCUGCAGGAGCAGGGGUGGCUAGACGGGGCGCACGCGGAGCGCGUCAAGUGGGGGACCAGCACCGACUUCUGGGGCGAGUGCCGCGUCAAGAAGACUGAGGUGGACGGGUGGGGUUGGGAGGGCAAGGUCGAGGAGAUGAUGGCGCUCAAGCAGGAGCACAAGCUCAAAGGGCGGAAGCCCGGGGCGGUGGAUGUGACCGAGGAGAGGCUGGUCGAGUUCAAGGCGCUGGGGGCCGAGUGUUGGAGGCGGAUGGAGGAGCUGAGAAAGGUGUGGGAGCAGAGGGUGGAUGCUGUCGAGAGCGGGAGGUCCUAG
Messenger RNA from Parathielavia appendiculata, 1413 nucleotides. Its product is annotated as 3-keto steroid reductase-like protein. Gene Ontology annotation, biological process: ergosterol biosynthetic process. Gene Ontology annotation, cellular component: mitochondrial outer membrane; lipid droplet; endoplasmic reticulum membrane. The coding region runs from base 1 to 1413 and encodes 470 amino acids. The transcript has 2 exons. Gene Ontology annotation, molecular function: 3-beta-hydroxysteroid 3-dehydrogenase (NADP+) activity. The record is from RefSeq and is a predicted model, not a curated record. Lineage: Eukaryota; Fungi; Ascomycota; Sordariomycetes; Sordariales; Chaetomiaceae.